Messenger RNA from Desarmillaria tabescens, 1218 nucleotides. RefSeq lists its product as uncharacterized. The transcript has 5 exons. Bases 1 to 1218 code for a protein of 405 amino acids. The record is from RefSeq and is a predicted model, not a curated record. Lineage: Eukaryota; Fungi; Basidiomycota; Agaricomycetes; Agaricales; Physalacriaceae.
AUGGCUAAUGGCGUGCCAAAAAGUAGCUGUGAUCAAUUUGCUCUCGGAGAAUAUUUUAUAGAGUGUUUGGGUGUUUGGAGUGCAGGUGCGAGCUCAGGCACCUUCGAAAGAGACUUUAUUGAAAAAGAUUCACAUCCGGCCCUUUCUCAGUUGACAUCAUUUCUGAGUCCUCUCUGGUUCUUACUGCACACUGGUCUGCACUCCUCGCAGAGACCGAGAACUGGAUUGUGCCCCCCUUGGACCUUAACUGGCUGGUCGCAUCUUGCCAGUCUGUCGAAGAAGAUCACCGACUAUGAAGACGAGGCAAUGUUGGGUUCUGAUAUGGAACGGAAGGAUUCGGAGAUUGACGGUGAGGUCGGCGUUGCUGUGGUUUUCGAUGAAGAGGAGCAAGGAGACGAGGUCGAAGAUGAGUUUGAAAUCAGAGAUGACGAAGAAGAGGGCAGGGACGGAGGUGAAGUUGGCGAAGAGGUACAGAGACAGAUCACUGAGGUGUACUCGGCCCUGAUCAUUGCUGUCAACAAAACCUUCUCCGUACUCUCCAUUCUUGGAUACGGGUCCAACCUCCGUCACCGCGAAAACCAGCUCAUGGAGCUCUUCGACUAUCAGAGCUUUCGUAUCCCGACAAAAAAAUACCGCGGCAUCAUUGUCUGGUGUACCAACCUCAUCCAGAGUGACGCUGAUGAGUGCAUCAACGUUGACACGAAGCAACACCCUUCUAUCGCUCCGAAGCCUCACCGCGUUCAAAACAAGCUCUAUCCUAUUGCGUUCGGCGCCAAUGAGCCCAUUGUUCUAGGCACGCCUACCAGCGCUAAAAAGACCAGCGUUGCCAUGCUUACAAUCCCGAACGAGCUGUCCACGUAUCAUGAUGAAACUACCGGCUCUUUCGAGCUUGAUGCGUUCAAAACCAUCUACGCUGCUUCCAUGAAAGCACUCUUCCAAAAAAUGGUCAGCAACUUCUUCGGUAGCCUCAAAGUCGGCGAGCUUAGGGGCGAAACGACGAAGCAACAGAUUUCUGAACAUCAUCGUACCAAGAACCCCUCCCUUCUUCAGCCCUCCGAACCUUCUCUACAGUCCCCAUCAUCAUCAGAACUCGCACCAAGAACAAAAGUCGAGAUCUUGUACUCGUUCGAGACAUACUUUCCCCGGAUGAGGUCGCAAGAUGAUUCUCUGGACCUACGCGAACUCCCCAAGAGGUCCUGCUGCAAUAUUUCGGCCUAA